Molecule: messenger RNA, 1404 nt
Organism: Ilyonectria robusta
Lineage: Eukaryota; Fungi; Ascomycota; Sordariomycetes; Hypocreales; Nectriaceae
Product: Rad9-domain-containing protein
Exons: 4
Coding region: 1-1404 (467 amino acids)
Biological process (GO): mitotic intra-S DNA damage checkpoint signaling; cellular response to ionizing radiation; DNA replication checkpoint signaling
Cellular component (GO): checkpoint clamp complex
Source: RefSeq, a predicted model, not a curated record
AUGGCGCUUCUCAAUUUCACUCUCAGCGAAGAGGGCGUCUCCGCAUUUCGCGACGCCCUCAUCUGCCUGAACAAGUUCAGUGACGACGUCUCCCUCGAGGCACGAAAGGACUCCUUUGUUCUUACCACUCUCAACACGUCCAAGUCUGCCUAUGCCAGCGUUAGGUUCGCUACAAACAAGUUCUUCUCCCGCUAUCAGUUUCAAGGCAGUGGCCAGUUUCGUGAUCGUUUCUACUGUACCCUAUACAUCCGAGCCCUCAUAUCUUUGUUCCGAAGCCGCACGGCGGCAGAUAACCAGAGAGAUGUCGAGAAGCAGACCCUCAUCGAGCGGUGCGACGUUGCCAUCGAGGAUGGCGAAGGAAUCCAGAGUCGGUUCAUCGCUCGAAUAAUCUUCCGCAAUGGAUUGACCUCUACGCACCGCCUGCCUUUCGAGGUUGCGGUUCCAGUUCACGCCAAGUUCAACCGGCAAGAUUCUCCACAUCAUUGGACGAUUUCAUCACGGACAUUGCGACAGCUGAUGGACCAUUUCGGCCCUGGCAUCGAGUUUCUCGACAUUAACACCGAUGGCGAUCAUGUGAAUUUUACUUGUUUCAGUGAGAAGACUGUCAGUGAGGAUGCUGUCCUGAAGAAACCCCUUCAAACAUCCAUCGCCGUGGAGGCUGAUGAGUUUGAUGAUAUCGAUGUGGAGGAUAAGCUUCAUAUCGUGAUCUCUGUCAAAGAUUUCCGGGCAAUCAUCCAGCAUGCGGGCAUUACUGGCAACGAUAUCUCGGCCCGGUAUUCGGUUCCCACUCGUCCUAUUCAGCUUGCUUACACGGGUGAUGCCAUCUCGUGCGAGUUCUUGAUCAUGACCGUCGGAGAGAGGGGCAGCAACCCAGGCCAAAAGACAAAGAAGGGCCGCAAGAAUGCUGCACAGACUAACGGCCCGCGCCUCGAAGCUACGUCUCGUAGAACGAGCGUGGCUCCCUCCGAAGCACCACAGGCGCAGCCUCAACCGCCUCUCCCUUCACGGCCACAGCAGAACCCGACUCCGCAACUCAGCGCUGCCAGAGCCAGCGCGUCACGCAUAGGAGCGUUUGACUUGCGCCCGUCGCAGAGGCCGCCGCCUCCCCCGACUAUGAGGUCGGAGAGUUUAUUCGUAGAGGACGAGGGCUGGGAACCUGUGAGGGACGAGGACGAAGAUGCCGAGGAGGAUGCGAGACUAGAGUGGGAUCAUAGUGUGGACCCGGUGAGUCCCUGCGAUUCUCUUCUGCACUUUGCUGAGAAGCUAACUCUUCUAGAACCCUUCUGCUAUGCAUAUGAGCCGAGUGGAGGACCGACAGACAGCAGAACCCGAGGGCGAGCGUCCAGAGCCAACGGAGGACCAGUCUCAGUUCUUGGAGCCUACACAGAGGUUGUCGGAUGUUAA